Messenger RNA from Acipenser ruthenus (sterlet), 5557 nucleotides. RefSeq names its product WD repeat-containing protein 47-like. The transcript is spliced from 15 exons. Lineage: Eukaryota; Metazoa; Chordata; Actinopteri; Acipenseriformes; Acipenseridae. The record is from RefSeq and is a predicted model, not a curated record. Bases 1222 to 3996 code for a protein of 924 amino acids. Gene Ontology annotation, molecular function: protein binding.
ACACAUACUAAAACAAUGGAUCGCAUACAGUAGGGGGUGCAUUAAACAGUCUAGAAAUAAAUUAGAAUGGCAUAGAUACGAGGUGAAUAAUGUCAUUGAUAAACCACUGGCUUUGCAGAGCUCUCUGCUGCAAUACUGGUAACCAAAAUCUGCUAUGCUAUCGUUUUAUUAUUUACAUUGAGAAUGAUCUGCAUUAAAGCUGUACGGAUGAUGUGCCGGUUAUUAAGCAGUUAUUUACACAUAUAAUGCUCCGUGCACAGGCAAGAAGAUGGAUAAUUGCAAGGGUUUGUAGUGAUAAUGGUGCGAUUUAGGGACUCUGCGAACAGCAGUUUCCAAUGCAUGUUCUAAUAGAAAUAUUUUAAUAUCAGACCCUGAAAAUGUUACCUUUUUUUUGUAAUAGAGAGUGUGGGCUGUGGCCUUGAGUUUGGAGACUCGUUUGGUUCUAACAUUUGACCUGUUGUUUUGCCCUCUCCAUUUUAGGUGUAGUGCCCCGCGGUUAAAAAUAGUUUUAUCUUGUAAGUCAGUGUUGAAGAUACCCUUUCUUUAGCGAUGUCGUUAUCCGUAAAUCACAAAUACACAUUGGAGCUGAAAUUCGUUUAGUAGGCGCUAUUAUUAAAGCUCAUAAUCGAGAAGUAAAAGGUAAUGUAUGUUGACAAAAAUAUAUAUAUUUGAAGGAGGAAGGGCAAGUGUCCCUAACUCCCAAAAUAACUGUCGGGGAUGUAAACACUGCCAACAUGAUGAAGAGUGGACAAAAGAAAACUUUGGAAGAAUUACUGAAGUGUAAAAGUGAUCAUGCAUAUUUACAGCGUAGCACAACACAUCAAUACAGUUUCAGAACUCGUUAACUAUGCUAAUUUACCGAUCCGUCUGAUAAAAGUCACCUUCACCUGUGCGCUACGAUAUACGCGGCUCUGCAUCUGCAGGCUUUGGAGUGAAGGCAGUGCUUAAGACAGCCCAGGGAUGUGGGUCCUGAAAGUGCCGGUGCAGAUUGCUCGACUGUGAUUGGCUGUUCAGUGCAAUCGCUUGACAACCAAAGAGUCAACCAGCGAAGAUACUGUAGGAGGAGACGACAACAAGAGAAAGGGAGCAGCAACGGAGAUUGUAAAAACAAUAAAUAAAUCACAAAUAAAAACAGCAGUCAUUCUGUUAAAACAGACCUGGAAAUUAAAACAACAAUACAUGUAUUUAUAGCGCUGAGGAGUUCAUUUCAAAGCUGACAUAAUGACAGCAGAGGAGACAAUAAACAUUAAGGAGGUGGAGAUCAUCAAGCUGAUCUUGGAUUUUCUGAACUCACGGAAGCUUCAUAUCAGCAUGUUGUCUCUUGAGAAGGAGAGUGGGGUCAUCAAUGGCCUAUACUCUGACGACAUGCUUUUUCUCAGACAGCUGGUACUCGAUGGACAAUGGGAUGAGGUUCUUCAGUUCAUCCAACCCUUGGAAUGCAUGGAGAAGUUUGAUAGAAAACGAUUCCGGUAUAUAAUAUUGAAGCAGAAAUUCCUUGAAGCCUUGUGUGUGAACAACGCAAUGUCAGCAGAGGAUGAGCCCCUGCAUCUGGAAUUUACAAUGCAGGAGGCUGUCAAGUGCCUCCAUGGCUUGGAGGAGUACUGCCCCUCCAAGGACGACUACAGUAAACUCUGUCUGCUGCUCACCCUGCCUCGCCUGACCAACCACGCAGAGUUCAAGGACUGGAACCCUAGCACGGCACGAGUGCAGUGCUUCGAGGAGGCUUGCAUCAUGGUUGCAGAGUUCAUCCCCGCCGACAGAAAGCUAAGUGAGGCCGGCUUCAAAGCCAGCAACAACCGUCUCUUCCAGCUGAUCAUUAAAGGGAUGCUUUACGAGUGCUGUGUGGAGUUCUGCCAGAGCAAGGCCACUGGAGAGGAGAUCACCGAGAGCGAAGUGCUGCUGGGUAUCGACAUGCUUUGUGGCAACGGCUGCGAUGACUUGGAUUUAAGCUUGCUCUCAUGGCUUCAGAACCUGUCCCCCAGCGUUUUCUCUUGUGCAUUCGAGCAGAAAAUGCUCAACAUUCACGUGGACAAGCUAGUGAAACCCGCAAAAGCUGCACACACGGACCUACUGACUCCUCUGAUUAAUAAGCUUUCUCCGUACCCAUCAUCUCCAAUGAGGCGGCCCCAAUCGGCCGAUGCCUACAUGUCUCGCUCCUUGAACCCUGUGCUGGAUGGGCUCUCCUACGGACUGACCAAUCCUGAUAAGAGAGUCACAGACCUGGGCAAUAAGACCUCUGCAAUGUCUCACUCCUUUGCUAACUUCCAUUGUCCUGCAGGUCAAAACCUGAGCAGAAGCCUAAUGCUAGAGAACACAGAUUGUCACAGUAUUUAUGAAGAGUCCCCAGAGAGGACCGAGACGCCUGUUGAUGGACUUAUGAAUUCCAGUGGCCAUCGGACUUUGUGUGAGAGUCCAAUUCCAACCCCAGCCGCAGUGAGUGAGCCUGUCCCACCUGACUCAAGCCAAGGACCAGGAAAACCAGAGAAGAGUGAGCUGCGCGAGUCCACAGAACAGUUCCAGGAGUAUUACCGCCAGCGCAUGCGUUACCAGCAACACCUGGAGCAGAAGGAGCAGCAGAGGCAGCUGUACCAGCAGAUGUUACAGGAGGGGGGAGUGAACCAGGAGGACGGGCUUGAUCAACAGCAGAACCUUACUGAGAAGUUUCUCAACAGGUCUAUUCAGAAGCUGGAGGAGCUGAAUGUUGGAAUAGAUGAUCUGGGGGGUGAGGUGCAGUCUCUCAAUCCGCAGUGCAAUGGAAACAAUAUAAACUGCAGCCCUGCUGAUGGUAGCGUAACUCCUGAAAAUGGCCAUCAGAAGGAAGGCCAAAAAGUGGCCACCAGCACUCCCCAGAAAGUUGGAGCUAGGGGGAUACCUUCCUUAGAUGAGUCCCCAGUAUUUUUGUGUCAAGGUGCAAACUCUGUAGGUGAGCUUCGAGACCGUGCUGCACAGCCGCUGCAUUCGGAGGAUCCUGCAUUCUCCCCGACACGUUCAAGGGGAGAAGAGGGUGAAAAAGCUAAAAGCCAGUUUGUCGCCAUCAACACAAUGGAAGACACACAGGCCGUCCGGGCUGUUGCCUUCCAUCCCAGCGGAGCGUUGUAUGCUGUGGGCUCCAACUCCAAAACACUGCGUGUCUGUGCCUACCCAGAGGUACUAGAUCCAAGUGCUUAUAGCACCCCUAAGCAACCUGCAGUGCGCUUUAAAAGGAACAAACACCACAAGGGGUCCAUAUACUGCGUGGCCUGGAGUCACUGCGGACAGCUGCUGGCAACGGGUUCCAAUGACAAAUACGUAAAAGUAUUACCAUUCAGUGCUGAAACUUGCAAUGCUACAGGCCCAGAUCUGGAGUUCAGUAUGCAUGAUGGCACAAUUCGGGACCUGGCUUUCAUGGAGGGUCCAGAAAGUGGGGGAGCUAUUUUAAUAAGCGCAGGCGCAGGAGACUGCAAUAUUUACACCACAGACUGUCAGAGAGGGCAGGGCUUACACGCUCUGAGUGGUCACACAGGUCACAUUUUAUCGCUCUACACCUGGGGAGGGUGGAUGAUUGCAUCUGGCUCACAAGACAAGACGGUGAGGUUCUGGGACCUGAGAGUGCCCAGCUGUGUCCGAGUCGUGGGCACUGCUUUGCACGGAUCAGGCAGUGCUGUGGCAUCUGUGGCUGUCGACCCCAGUGGGCGUCUCCUGGCUACGGGUCAGGAGGACACUAGCUGUAUGCUGUAUGAUAUAAGAGGGGGGAGGAUGGUGCAGACCUAUCGCCCUCACAGCAGUGACGUCCGCUCCGUCCGCUUCUCUCCCGGGGCGCACUACCUGCUGACUGGCUCCUAUGACACUAAAGUCAUGAUCACAGAUUUGCAAGGAGACCUUACCAAACAGCUUCCGCUCACAGUUGUUGGGGAACAUGCAGACAAGGUGAUACAGUGCAGAUGGCACACACAGGAUCUGUCCUUCUUGUCUUCAUCUGCAGACAGAACUGUCACCCUGUGGACUUAUAAUGCAUAGGACUGCUUUCAGUAACACUUUUAUGCAGAUGAAGCACAGAAACUCUUUCCUGAAUGGACUGGAAAGGUUCAACGUUAAUACUGAAACUGACGAAACUCGUUCAGUGGACAAAUCCUGGGGUGGCACGUAUUAGUGUGUCUCUCUGUAUGCUUGUGCUGAUGAAAGUGUUUAAAUUAUUUUACUGUGCUUUCAGUCUUCCACGUGCAUCCAUGCUUCUGUGACUAAUUAACUUUUAUAUAAUGGCUGUUGUUUAUUAGUAAGUGUCCACAUGAAAAAAAGGCUAAAUUUAAUGUGUUGCAGUUUUGUUAAUGUAUUCCCUAAUAUUGUGCCUGCAACUGAUUAAUUAGGGCAACGAUGCACACAACUUUAACCGAUAUCUACACCCUAACCUGGGAUCAUUCUAAUGGUUUGUAUAAUGGGCGCUGCUCAAGUGGUAAAAAUCCACUUCUGCAAAAUAAGAUGCAAAACCUUAUCUAUCUCCAUGUUAAAACCAUGCUAUGUUAAUGAUAUGGUGCCUUGAUCAGUCAGUUUCCAUAAAUAGCUUUAUUUAUAUAGAUGGAUCUCUCUGUGUUUAACCAUUCCUCCUUGGAAACACAUUAGAAAUAGCAGAUCUGUCCAAAGCUGUUUCCACAGUUGUUUUUUAGGGUGGCAAAAUGUAAUCGGUAAGGUUAGUGGAGAAAGGGUUGAACUUUAUGCUGUAGAAUUAGGUCACCAAACUCCUUACACUUCCAUCCUUGUAAAUAUGGCAAAUGUGUAUGAAACAUUUUUAAAAGAACACAUUUUUCAAAAAAGAAAUUCUUAAUUAUCAAUGUGGUUGAUUUCAAAGUUGUAUUUAUUGCUGCAGUCCAAGUCGAUAAUACUUGUUAAAUAGCUUGUUAAAUGUCAAUAUUUAAUAUGGAAUAAAAUAUCCUAUUCUAUUUGUGUGUGUGUAUAGGAAGGCCAGUAACUUUAGAGCACAGAUUUGGUCAGUUUUUCAUCUUUCCCUAUUUGUAUAUCAUGCAUAUGUGUUUAGGGUACCAUAGAAGGUAUAAUUCGAUUGCAAGCAGCCCGAGGCAGUUUAUGUAAUUGCAGUUUCAAAUAGCAGCCUAUGCCUGUACGCAAAGGGUACUGUUGUAUAUAAAUAUUUCAGUUUAAAUAUGUGCACAAAAGCAUGGCAUACACAUAUGCAUGAUUGUGGAGCCAAUGUUUCCGAUUAUCUCCAUUUACACUCCACUUUUUGCUUUUCAUUGGCUAAUUCUGCACUUCCUUUAUAAAACACAACAAAAUUGCUAUUGCUUAAGAAAUGCAGAUUGUACUGUAUUCAUCCUUUUGAUUUCUCCUCUUAUUGUACAGGUGUUUUUGUUGUUUUGUUUUAAUAGCCGAAAUAAAAGGUAGAUUUAUUAUAUUUAAUUUAUUUAUAAUGUAGUUUGUUUCUGUUUAUAUUUACCAGAAGACUGUCUGUGCACUUACAAUAAGUAGCCUAUUUUUUUUUUUUAAAUUGGUAAAAAAAAGUGACAAAAGUGAUAGAAUUAUGAAAGUCUGACAGUGCUGUGUUCUCUCAAUAAAAGCCUUUGACACUUAA